AUGGACAUCACUUUAACUGUAAUUAUUGUGAUGAUUUGGCCUAACUAUUGGACAGUUGGCUACUCAUCAAAUUCUGGCUCAGAGAAUCCGCUCAAUGGCCAACAUUUCCGUGUUAUCUGGCCUUUGUGGAGUGGUAAUCCUAAAGGAAUGCUUGGACCACUCAAAGGAGGUGUAGCGCUCGAUUACCUGGCAGCCCGUUUGAACUUUACGUACGAGAUGGUCCGCGUAACGGAAAACAGAUUGGAACCAGCGGGGAAAGAAAAGGGACUUUUCAACUAUUUGUGGGAUCAGAAAGCUGACUUUCUGAUUCAAGAUGUGGUGCAAACAUUCGAUCGCCAUAAAUUCGUUGAUUUGACUGUGCCUUGGAUCUUCGGCUCGUUUGCAUUACUUAUGGCCGUCCAGGACGACACGGCCAAUAUCGACGCUGUCAUCAAACCGUUCCAAUGGCCGAUAUGGUUAGGACUUGCCAUUGCAGUUGUUUGCGUCAUCUUUGUUCUAAAUCUUUUACAACGGUGUUACGCAUAUCAUUCUCCAUCUCAAACGACUCCUACGUCAAUAGAACUUUCAGACACAAAUCCAAACCUGUUGAAUAACCGUCGUGCCCCACUCAUUGGACAGCAAUAUCUCUACGUGCUUGGCAAUUUGUUGUCGCAAGGUGUUCCUGACCCAUCAAAUCGCCUAUCCUUUCGCCUUGUGGCUGGCGUUUGGAGUCUGGCCGCUUUCAUCUUCGUCCAAGCCUACACUUCGACGCUCAUCACCUACGUCGUGACUCCGGUGAAUCCCCCGCUAGUCAGUUCGGCUUACGACUUGGUCGACAAAAAGGAUAUCAACGUACUCGUCAGGAAAUCGGGGGCUAUAGACACCAUGUUUUCGGCAAGCAUUUCAAAUUUCGAUUCAGUCAUCUGUUUCACUCAAUUUCCUGUCAUUGUUGAACUGGCAUCUUCCAUAAAAACAGAAUCCGGACAAUUCAAAGUUACUGGGGAGGACUCUACGCGACAGAAUCAAUUCUUUUCCGCAAUCUCGGUGCACGUCGUCAUCGGAAUGCGUCAAGGAACAGCUUACCUGAUGGACGCCAUCAGAGAAGAUUUUAACAAGACAAGGAAAUGCAAUUUGCUUUUGUUAAAAGACGCCAUUGUUGGAAGUACUGUCGAAAUUUCCCUAAUCGCCUUGCCCAAGAACAGCAAAUACACGAAAACGAUCAGUAAAGCAAUGUUGGAACUCAUUCAAACUGGCAUCAUAGACCACUGGGAUUUGUGGUUCCGACCGAUGCCUCUCCAAUGCCUACCAAACUUCAAAAGCGUUUACAAACCGAAAAACAGCAAAACCCUGAAAAUGAAAAAUAAUCCGCCGGCUCUUUCGCUCAAAAAUUUGACCGGAGCUUUUAUCGUCCUGGUUUUUGGAUUCAGCAUUUCACUUUUGGCUUUUCUUGGAGAGCAAAUCGUCUCGAUGCCUGAACGCCACCGUCAACGAUUACAGCGAGCCCGGAAUAAAGUUGUAAAACAUUCGUGUCAAAUUGAUAAGAAAGAAGAGCCUAGUACUGAAAUGGAUGUUGCUGGAGUAGAGAAAACAGGCGAUAUUGAAGUCAAAUAA
Molecule: messenger RNA, 1590 nt
Organism: Daphnia pulicaria
Lineage: Eukaryota; Metazoa; Arthropoda; Branchiopoda; Diplostraca; Daphniidae
Product: ionotropic receptor 21a-like
Exons: 8
Coding region: 1-1590 (529 amino acids)
Cellular component (GO): membrane
Molecular function (GO): ligand-gated monoatomic ion channel activity
Source: RefSeq, a predicted model, not a curated record